Messenger RNA from Mucor mucedo, 1372 nucleotides. Its product is annotated as 60S ribosomal protein L1-B. Gene Ontology annotation, cellular component: large ribosomal subunit. Lineage: Eukaryota; Fungi; Mucoromycota; Mucoromycetes; Mucorales; Mucoraceae. The coding region runs from base 335 to 985 and encodes 216 amino acids. Gene Ontology annotation, molecular function: structural constituent of ribosome; RNA binding. The record is from RefSeq and is a predicted model, not a curated record. The transcript has 3 exons. Gene Ontology annotation, biological process: translation.
UUUUAUUCUGUAGUUGAUAAGGCCGACUCUUUAUUAAAAAAUGCUCCGGGUUGGAACGAAGAUUUAGCCACCGAAAGUGAAGCUGACGUCAAGGCAGAUUUAGAUCCCUAUGUUGACCCAGAGACAUUAAAGGAAGAAACUGCUGAAUGGGUGGCUACUCACAAAGAUGCCAACGGCAAUAUUAAAAAAUAAAAAAAGAGAGUCUUACUUUUUUUUUUACAACUCAAUAAAAAAGAAAAAAAAAAUUUAUGAUAUAUUCAAACUCAGAAAAGUAUAACUAAGCGUCUCACCGGUCUGUGCUUUUUGUGCCUCCUUCCAUUUUCAUUAAUCAACAAUGAGUAAAGUUAGCGCUUCUGCCGUCAGAGAUAUCGUCAAUGUUAUCCAGGCCCAAUCCCUCGAAAAGCAACGUAAGUUCACUGAGACUCUCGAACUCCAAAUUGGUUUGAAGAACUACGAUCCCCAACGUGAUAAGCGUUUCUCUGGUACCAUCCGUCUCCCCAACGUUGCUCGUCCUCGUAUGACUGUUUGUGUCCUCGGUGAUGCUUUCCAUUGUGAUCAAGCCAAGGGUGCCGCUAUGGAGUUCCAAUCUGUUGAAGAUUUGAAGAAGCUCAACAAGAACAAGAAGCUCAUUAAGAAGCUCGCCAAGAAGUACGAUGCUUUCCUUGCUUCCGAAGCUCUUAUUAAGCAAAUUCCUCGUCUUUUGGGUCCCGGUCUCCACAAGGUUGGUAAGUUCCCUACCCCCGUUUCCCACAACGAUUCUUUGGUCGAUAAGGCCAACGAGCUCCGUGCCACCAUCAAGUUCCAAUUGAAGAAGGUUCUCUGUCUCGGUGUCGCUGUCGGUCAUCUCGGUAUGACUGAGGAUCAAUUGAUUGCCAACAUUAUGUUGUCCGUCAACUUCCUCGUCUCUCUCCUCAAGAAGAACUGGCAAAACGUCAAGUCUUUGUUCUUGAAGUCCACCAUGGGUAAGCCUCAUCGUCUCUUCUAAGUCCAUUCGACUUUUGGUCUAUUUCGAAAUUUUAUGUUACUUUAGUCUUCAGCGCUAUCAUACUCUGACGGUGUACCAAGGUUGUCUUUACAGAUGAUCAUUUGGGAGCUUUCAUAGCUAUUGUACUCAUUUAUAUUGAUUUUACAUACUUUUUUUUAAUAAAACAAUCUAAAAAAGCACUCUUUCUCUUGUCUUUAUCCUUUCCUUUGUACAUUCUCUUCAUCCUGACAUGUCUACAUUUUGUUCAUUACAUUCUCCUCAUUCUGAAUGUCACCUCCCCCUCCCCCCGGAACGGCGAUGGUAUGGCCCGCACCCUUUUACGAAUUACACGCUUUGUAUGUGUAGUGUAUAAUUAGAGAUACAGCCAAAUGUCAAAAACGGCUGUCG